Molecule: messenger RNA, 3596 nt
Organism: Mauremys mutica (yellowpond turtle)
Lineage: Eukaryota; Metazoa; Chordata; Testudines; Geoemydidae
Gene: LRRFIP2
Product: LRR binding FLII interacting protein 2
Exons: 28
Coding region: 563-2761 (732 amino acids)
Biological process (GO): regulation of DNA-templated transcription
Source: RefSeq, a predicted model, not a curated record
CAGCCGUAGUAGCACCGCCCCGCCCCCGUGGAUAGUAGUGGGAGGGCGGCGCGCAUGCGCGCGGUAGGACCCACAGAACCCGCUUCAGCUGCUACAACGGCAGCGCCGGUGUUCUACCGCUGGCGCAGCCCCGCAACCGCCGCCUCGCGCUCCCUCCGCCCAUGGAACCCUGAGAACGAUUUGAAAAUAACCGCUGUUCCUGUGGCCUGGCGAUGUGCCUGUAACCGCCGGCGCGGGGGGGCUGGGCAUCGCCACUCUCUCUCGUCUCCUGCUCGGGAAGAGCAGCUCCUUGCCAGGGGCCUGGGGUGCCCCGCCCGGCAGCACCGCGCUCACCCAGGGCGGCUCUUCGGUGCGGGCUACGGACCUCCCGCUUCCCCUGUGGGCAAUAGCCUGGGCUGGAGCCGGCACCAGCGAGGCGCUCGGCUCGCGGGGUGGGUGUCAGGCGGCCCCCGGCCAUUUCUUCUCCCGGCGCUGCGGACCUGCAGUGGACUGUCCUAGAUCUGAAAGUUGAGUUUUUACCAGUUUAUUCUUGCAAAAGAAAUCUAGAAACUAGAGAAUAAAAAUGGGGACUCCUGGAUCGGGGAGGAAAAGAACUCCAGUAAAAGACAGAUUCUCUGCAGAAGAUGAAGCCUUGAGUCACAUUGCCAGAGAGGCAGAAGCAAGGCUUGCAGCCAAACGGGCUGCUCGGGCAGAAGCAAGAGAGAUACGUAUGAGAGAACUGGAGCGACAACAGAAAGAGGAAGAUUCAGAGAGAGCCAGGUAUUCUCUCCCGUCUAGUCAUCAUUCCUAUCUGGGAGCGGAUGACUUGGUGUCUGCUCGAAGUAUUGGCAGUCAUAGGAGUUCAUCUUUGGAUGUCAGUGGGUCUCGUAGCAGCAGAACAACCACCCCCAGAAGGAGAGAUCUUGUGUGUGAUGGUGUGAAGGAUAGAUCUACAAGACAUUCACUCUCAAAUCCUGCUUACUGUGACUUUCACGGAAUAAAGAAGUCUUCUAGUUCCCAUAAAGAUCUCUUGAGUGGAUUUUACCAUGACCAAAGAAAUUAUAGCAGCCUUAGACAUAGCAAACCAAUCUCUUCCUACCAUACUCGGUCCUCUUCUCUCUACAGUGAUCCUUUGGCAACUACUAAGACCUAUAGGGUGUCUCCUACUGUAAACAUGGGUUUGAUAAGAAGCGCUAGUUUGGCAUCAUUGUGUGGUGAUGGAUUAUAUAGCUCAUAUAACUCUCACGCUCCAUCUGAAUACAGUAGUUAUUCUUCAAGAGCAAGCUCAGCUCGAAGUAGUCCUGUGUUUACAGACAAUGAAACAGGAAGUACCACAUCCUCUAAUCAUGCCAUCCGAGGGCGGAGUGAUAGCAUGUCAACUGAUUUUUCUGAUCAAAGUGAAACUGCAGCUGAUUAUUUUAGUCGUUCCAAUCGCAGGGGGAGCAUUGUUUCUGAUGUGGAUGAUGCCAGUAUCCCAGAUUUAAAUAGUCUGGAAGAGAAGAGUGACAAACCGUAUUCUGAAAUUUACACAAGGCCGGCAUCUCGCAAUUCAGCAAGUACAACUCCUCUGAGUGGGAAUUCAUCCAGACGAGGAAGUGGGGAUACAAGCAGUUUGGUGGAUCCUGAUGUUUCAUUAAGUGAAUUACGGGAUAUCUAUGAUCUUAAGGACCAGAUACAAGAUGUAGAAGGGAGAUACAUACAGGGACUUAAAGAACUAAAGGAUUCUCUAUCUGAAGUUGAAGAGAAGUAUAAGAAAGCUAUGGUUUCUAAUGCUCAGCUAGAUAAUGAGAAAAACAAUUUGAUUUAUCAAGUGGAUACGCUAAAGGAUGUUAUUGAGGAAAGGGAAGAGCAGAUGGCAGAGUUCUAUAGGGAAAAUGAAGAGAAGUCAAAGGAAUUGGAAAGGCAGAAACACAUGUGCAAUGUUCUACAGUAUAAGAUGGAUGAACUUAAAGAAGGCCUUCGUCAGAGAGAUGAACUAAUAGAGGAGAAUCAGCGCAUGCAGCAGAAAAUAGACUCCAUAACCAGAGAGGUGUUUGACCUCCAGGAGACAAUUAAUUGGAAAGAUAAAAAAAUUGGGGCCCUAGAAAGACAGAAAGAGUACUUUGAUUCCAUUAAGCAUGAGCGAGAUGAGCUCAGAGAUGAGUUGGCUGACCUGAGGGAAACAAUGAACACAGGACAGAAACACGGGUUAGUUAUAAUCCCAGAUGGUACUCCAAAUGGUGAUGUAAACCAUGAACCAGUGGUUGGUACAAUAGCAGUUGUAUCGCAGGAAGCUGCUCAAGUCUUGGAAUCUGCAGGAGAAGGACCACUAGACGUUCGGCUACGAAAACUGGCUGGGGAAAAGGAGGAAUUAUUGUCACAGAUUAGGAAACUGAAGCUGCAACUGGAAGAGGAACGACAGAAAAACUCUAAAAAUGAUGGCACAAAUCCAGAUAUAACAGGAUUAGAGAAUGGUUCUGAUUUGCAGUUAAUUGAAAUGCAGAGAGAUGCUAACAGACAAAUAAGUGAAUACAAAUUUAAGUUGUCAAAAGCUGAACAAGAUAUAACUACCAUGGAACAAAACAUUGGAAGACUUGAAGGACAGGUGACAAGAUAUAAAUCUGCAGCAGAGAAUGCAGAAAAAGUGGAAGACGAACUCAAAGCAGAAAAGAGGAAACUUCAGCGAGAGUUAAGAACAGCAUUGGACAAGAUAGAAGAGAUGGAGAUGACCAAUAGCCACUUGGUAAAAAGGCUGGAGAAGAUGAAGGCAAACAGGACUGCUGCGCUUCUAUCUCAACAGUAGAAGAACGUUUUAGAAAAUAGAACAAAUUGUGCACUGCUCCUUGAAAUAACUAGCCCUUAGCUUGUUUUAAUACAGACUUUCAUUGGCACAAACUAUUUGAACACUGAGCUGUUCAGUAAUAUUUUAGUUGCAGAAUUAAAUGGCAUACCUUUUGUAACUUAUGAGAGAAUGAAAAAUUUGAAUUUGUAUGUGUAUGAUGAUUUUUAUUUAGCAGUUUAAUUGUAGAGUCAGAGCUGGAGCACAAUGUGGUAUGAUUGACUUAUUACUAGAAAACAUGUUUUCACAACUAUGGAAUCAAGUUUACUUAAACUUUUUUUCAGCUGCUUUAAUGAUGCUUGGUGCUUGAAGACAACUGCAUGAAUUCAAGAGGACACUGUAUUAGAAAUUAACAAAUAUACUGGCUCAAGACAUCACAGCACAAGUGCCUUCUAUAUGGUGCAAUUUAGACUUCAAAUAUGUUAGAUCUAACCUUUGAAAGCAGAUAACAUUUAUUUUAAGAUACAGGUUUUUUUUGGAGGGGGGGGGUCUAUGUUCAUUAAAGUUUAUAAAUUUUGAUGGAAAGGUGCAUUUUUGUAAUAUUUAAAUUUAUAUAAAAAUAAAAUAGGGACUAUUAUCAAACUUGCUUUUUUGCCUGGGUGAUAGCACAGCUGAGUUCUAGGUUAUUUUGCCAAGAAAUUACUAGCUCAGCUACUCUUAAUAUAAAAAUUGGGACUUUAACCAAGGAAGAGGUUUGUAUAGCAACUGCUGCUUAAGUGUGGAAUGAAACUUUAGGGUGGAAGGAGGGGUGAGGAAAUGUCUGAGGAGUUCAUUAAAUGGACACUGUAUUGGCCAGAAA